Messenger RNA from Phytophthora nicotianae INRA-310, 2243 nucleotides. RefSeq lists its product as hypothetical. The transcript is spliced from 3 exons. Lineage: Eukaryota; Oomycota; Peronosporomycetes; Peronosporales; Peronosporaceae. The record is from RefSeq and is a predicted model, not a curated record. Gene Ontology annotation, molecular function: protein binding. The coding region runs from base 55 to 1164 and encodes 369 amino acids.
UUCUGCAAAAGUCAAGCCAAGAAGGAUCACCGAGUGAAGAAGCUUGACGUCACCAUGCAGUUCACCGUCAUGCCAGAGCUUCCAACGAUGCCUGCGCCCGAGGUGGUGGCCAAGACGGAUCAAUCCAUCACGCUGCGUGUGCAGUCACCACCGCAUGACGGAGACGCGCAGUACAAGCUGCAAGCGAGUCACAGUGAGCACGGCUACGUCUAUUACUCGUGGAAUGACUCAGUGCUCUUCACAGGCAAAAUGUUCCCCGUCAAGGGACUCAAGCCCAACACGACGUACGUGUUCCGAGUGCGUGUGGUGGACGAAGCCAAGCGCCAGUGUGGCGAGUGGUCGCCGCUCACGGCCUACACGCGCACGUUCACAGAGGAGGAAGACGCCAAGCGUUCGGGUACCGUAUUCGAGCACGCGCUCAAGCUAGAACGCGAGCAGAAGAGUAUCCUACAAGGCCAGAUCUCCAAGCUCACAGGUAUGCUAGAUGAACGCAAGACGGCGCGCGAGAACGACAACAAGGUGCAGCAGCACGAGGACAUGCUGGCCAGUCGCCGCGUCAUCGACACGAGACUCGUGAAGCUGCAGCAGGAGCUCAGCUCGCAGACCGCGGCGCUGCAGACGAUCAAGAGCCAACGAGCUGCAGACGAGCAGAUGAUCACGGAGCUAUUGAACGAGCAGGAGAAGCUGCGAGCCACGCACAACGAGCAGCAGGGACAAGCCCAGUUCGAGCUGGAGAUGCAGACACUGCGUGCUCAACUGGAGAAGAACGAGGAGGCGCUACGCAAACACCAGGAACAAGUGAAUGCCAGUCAUGAACAGAUCGCGAACUACGAGACGUCGUUGGAGGCUAAGAAGACGGAGAUCUCUCAGAAAGAAGAGGAAGUGGAGAGGAUCAUGGCCGACUGCAAUCGCAUGGUACAGGAGCAAGCCGAUCUGGCCCACGUCAAGCAGUUGGAAGUGGAGGAUGCUCUGCUGGAGGCCAAGACAUCGUUGGAGCAACAGCUGGACAUCAACACGUACUUGCGUGAAGAGGUUUCGCGUCUCCGAGAGGAGAACCACCACUUGAAGAACCAGAUUGAAGAAGUGGACUCGGAAGUGGUGCCCAAGCUGGUGCGUCUCGAAGACGAGAACGAACAGCUACGUGCACAACUCAGUCGACGGUAGACAGCUGAGAACUCGAUGGCCAUAGCUUGACUGUGGCCUUGUUGGUCUGUCUGCCCAUUAUGUAUACACACCGCCGUCGUGUGGCUAAAUAGCUUAUUGCAAUCCAUUCGUUCAAUUCUUUAGUGUCCUAAAAUCCCUCGUCUUCGUCCUCGUCGUCAAAUCCACCGAGCGUGAAGGCAUCGGCAGCACCAAGAGGAGGGAGUCUCGAUGGCGGUGAACUGGCUGAGAGAGCAGGAGACGGAUCAAACAUGGUGCGUGACGGCAGUUGACGUCUUACUGGUGUGCGGUCUUCAUCGACAAAGCCCUCGCCGUCGUAGGACGAACUAACCGACAUGUUGCAGGACCGACUGAGACUGCCCAUGUAGCUGUCAGCACGAUACGAAGCGUUGGGUGCGCUUCCAGCCAUACUCACGUCUUCAUCGACGAGAUCUUCUUCCUCUUCACUACCGUCGUCUUCGUCUUCUGCGUUCUCCUGCAUCUGACGGAUCGUGGCCUUGACAGAUUCCAGCAACUCGCAGUUCUCACUUGAUGUCGGAUCAGCGUGUUUCCAGUACAAAUACAACGGACCAAUAUACCGGAAUGAGCGACGCAAGAGAUAGGGAUCGAACGGGAAGAACGUCUCUAGUGGUUGACGUUGACCAAGCAGCGUGGAGGCAGACGCUGAUCCUGCUGUUGGUUUCUUUGAGCGCUCCAUCGACUUAGCUGACUUGGUCGUCGACGCCGAGACUGUGCCAAUAGCUUGGUCUACACGUUCGAGACACUCCUCGGAGACCAAAUCGAACGCCUCCACCAGAUUCAAGAACUCUGUUGCCACUGUUUGUUGACAAUAUGCCAGUGGACAGUAGCCGCUGCUUGUGACCAACAGCCGCUCCCAGCCAAGACUGCGCAAGAAUUCGUAGCCGGCGCCAUCGUCACUGGUAGCGAUCUCCAAUCCACGGAAACAAACCAUGUAGCAUACAGUCUGCAGUGAGGAAAUAAAGAUGCUUUCUUGGAAGCCACGCUCGCCUGUGGUGUGCAUUUUCUCCGAUUCCUCCAGCAAUCGCUCGUCUCGUUCAGCAGCAGUCUCACCUUCUCUCUCC